Messenger RNA from Alternaria rosae, 903 nucleotides. RefSeq names its product general substrate transporter. Gene Ontology annotation, molecular function: carbohydrate:proton symporter activity. The annotation marks the transcript as partial. Gene Ontology annotation, cellular component: membrane. The transcript has 2 exons. Gene Ontology annotation, biological process: carbohydrate transport; transmembrane transport. Lineage: Eukaryota; Fungi; Ascomycota; Dothideomycetes; Pleosporales; Pleosporaceae. The record is from RefSeq and is a predicted model, not a curated record.
GACUCCGAAUAUAUCCAAGAUGAACUCGAUGAGAUUCUCGCUAAUCACGAAUACGAGAUGUCUGUUGUUCAUCAGGGUAGCUAUCUCGGCUCAUGGAUGGCUUGUUUCAAGGGAAAGCUCUCUCAGCCCUCAUCCAGCGCCCGUCGCACUACAAUUGGCAUCUUCAUGCAGGCUAUGCAGCAGCUGACUGGCAUCAACUUUAUCUUUUACUUCGAUCCAGUCUUCUUCCAGCAGCUUGGCUCUAUUAGCGAUCCCUUCCUCAUCUCUCUCGUCACAACUCUUGUCAACGUGCUAUCCACCCCUGCCUCGUUCGUCAUGGUCGAGAAGAUUGGAAGACGGCCUCUCCUUGUCUUUGGAGCUGCUGGCAUGGUUAUCAUGCAGUUCAUCGUCGGAGCUAUCGGAGCCACCGCUGGCAGAAACACCGCCGACCAUCCUGCCAACCCGAAUACCACCAGAGCUAUGAUCGCAUUCAUUUGUUUGAACAUUUCCGUCUUCGCUACCACCUGGGGAUCGUGCGCCUGGAUUGUGAUCGGGGAAAUAUUUCCUUUGACUAUUCGAUCUCGCGGCGUCGGUCUCUCCACGGCUAGUAACUGGUUCUGGAACUGUAUCAUCGGUAUCAUCACCCCUUACCUCGUUGCCGACCGUGAUGACUCUGCUCGUAUGGGAUCAAAUGUCUUCUUCCUGUGGGGCUCGCUCUGCUGCGUUUCCUUCCUUUUCGCCUACUUCUUUGUUCCCGAAACUAAAGGUCUUACGCUUGAGCAAGUCGACAAGAUGUUGGAGGAGAGCACCCCUCGCACCUCCCGCAAAUGGAAGCCUCACAGUACCUUCGCUGGUGACAUGAACCUCGCUGAUAAGCAUAUCGAGAUUCCUCUUGAGAAUCUCACCACCAAACACGAGACCACU